AUAAAGUAAAAACAAAACUGUGCUGAGAGUAAAGAUAUGGAGUAAUAAAAUGAAGGUUAAGACGAUAUAAUUCUUGGGUGACGAGGCCGCAAUAUUGUCAUCGUCAAUCAAGAUCUCAAAGUGAUUAAACUCUCUCGUCAAGUCCAAUUCCGUGUCUCUCUUCUCCUUCUCUUUUUCUCUCUCAAUUCUGUUGGGUUAACGUGGUUAACCCUAGAUUUACUGUAGUAAAGAGUUGUCGUUGACGUGAAGGAAAACGGAGUAAGGGUAUGUGCUCGGCCAUUCGUUGAUGCUUUCUUCCCUGAGGGAUUCCCCGGAUCACACUACGGAUAGCUUAUCAAAACUUAUACUCUUUUUUAUUUUUCUACUUAUUAGAUUGCUAACAAUAAUCCAGGUACAACUUUUACGCCAUCAAAAAAAUGACUCAACGAGCAAUACUCUUACUAUCAAUAUUAAUAAGCAUUUCAACUGCAGUUCAAAGUAAUAAUAAUAUCAAAGUUGUCCAUAGCAAAAAUACAGCAGAAAAUCAAGAGAGAAACAGUCCAGCUUUAAACAAUUUUCUGAGGGAGGUACUCAGUGCCAAGGAUGAAUUGAAAUGGAUAGAUCAAAUGAUUUAUCCUCACGUGAACAACCAUCAAUAUCGUAAAACGAGACGUAGAUUACUUGCAACGAGGAAUGGUCGGUCCGUAACUAGAAAAAAUUAUUGGAGUUACGCUGGAAACUCUGUUGAUACUGAUGAUGAAUAUGAUGAUGAUGAUGAUUACCAAGAAUACUUUGAUACCACUGAUAUGCUAACUAACAGCAAAAAAUCUUUUCACGCUGAUGGUACGAAAAGAAGGCGGUUUAAUCUUGAUGAUAAUGGUCUUGAAAAUGAUGACUGUGAUAGUAAUGAAGAGAAAUGUGAGCCCGUAGUGCAUAGAGGAAUUCUAAUUAAAAAAAUGAAUAAUAAAACUAAAUACGUGGAACCUAAGACAGUUUUUCUUACUCCAGAAAAUUUAAACUCUCAAAAGUUUUCAUUUAAAAGAAACAGUCUACGAAUUAAAAAUGAUUUACAGAAUGACGAGGAGAGGGAUAAUGAUGAUAAUUACGAUGAGGAAGAUAGUUUGGAGUACGAAGGAACCAAUUAUGAUGAUCAAUUAAAUGGACGCGAAGCUCGAUAUCACAGAGAUCAAGAUCACGAGGCUCAGUUGGCUCUUGAGGAAUCGAACUCGGGAGACGAUAACCAAAAGUACAAAAGAACUGCUCAGGAUGAUGAUAUCUUCAAUUACUUGGAUGGCAUCCCUUUUGAUCUAUCAUCACCUGAAGUAGGCAAUACAUCUUCAUCCGGAAGUGAUUAUCAUGCGCUAAAAGCUACAGAUGACAUGUUCAAAGGGGGAAUCGAACAAGGAAAUUCAAUUGAUGAUAAAAUAGAUGCGUUCAAAAAGAUUGCACUAACGAAUGCAGAAAAAACUAACCCUCCUUAUGUGAAGAAAACUAAAUGGUACAGUUAUCUGAAAUUAUCUCAAAGAAACGACGAAGAACCAGCUGGGAAACUCAAUACAUCUACUGAUAAGAAAGUCGAGAAAAAACAAGAGUCAAGAGAAAAACGUUUGACUGUAAAUGAUAUGCCAAUAAUGGAUCAAGAAUCAAUAGUAGAGCCAUCAAAUUGGCCUUGGGAAUAUUACGACGAUAAAGAUGACAUGAGAAUAAAAUUCGGGCGUGGAUUAAUGCAAGUGUCGAAUGAAAAAUUUAGUAGGUCUGUGAAGAAAAGAAAAAAAAUGAGGUCGAGAAAUUCGUUUAACAAUUUAAAAUUUAUAAAUUCUACAAACCCAAGUCAUUCUCUGAAAAAAUCUAAUUUUCGUUUAGAGCACAAACGUUUAAAAAACCAUUUUAAUAGAGACUCGUUUCCUUAUGUAAAUAAGAAACGGCAUUAUAAUAAAAAAUUUCAACUAAGAAGAUUUGCUAGAGAAGCUGAGAAUAAGAAUGAAGAUAAGGAUAAGGAUAUUUCGCAAAUACAUUUCCGAACUAACGGAUUGCUUGCAGAUGAAAUUGUUGACAAAAUAUUUGAAGAAGUCAAUAAAAAUGAUUAUUUAAAAGACGGCUUGACAUUUCAAAGAAGUAAUAAGACUGCUGAUAAUGAUACCAAUUCAUCAGAUAAUAAUACCGUUGUUGAAGAUAAAACGGUGGAAGCUAUGAGAACAGUUAAAGAGCUUUUACAAACUAUUAUUACGCAGGAAUUGGAAAAGAAAACUUGUAUGAAAUUACCAAAGUGUUUAGAAGAUUUUUUAGUCUGGUUAGUUGAAAAAGAAGAUGCAACUGAUUCUGAAAAGGAAAAGCUUGGAAAAACAAGUAACGUUGCAGAGAAAAAAUAUGAACAACGGAAAAUUCUAUUCCCAGUUGGAUCAAUAUCGCUUCCAUCGGAAAAUUCUUCCGAAAAAGGUUCGCCAGUAAAAUCUCGUCUGAUAGCAAAAUCUGCUGUGAAAACAGAAAGCACACCAAAAAAUUCUUCAAACUUUCAUCAAGAAGAGGACCUCUCGAGAGUGGAUUUCCUUUUUGGAGAACUGCACGGAAAAAUGAAACUACUCAAGCGUUUACUGAAAGCAUACCAUCUCUUAACCUUCCAUGAGCAGAGGAAAGUAAAGGCUGUCCACGAUUAUCUGAAAAAGCAGCUAAAGACAUUAGAAAAAUUUGAAGAACUAAAGGAUAAAAUACCUAACUUUCCAACAUUACCACCAAUCAAUAAAAUGAGUAAUAAAUUAAUUAGCACAGAUCAAAAUAAUUCAAUACAUAAAGUACAUGAUAAUGACAAUUCUCUUUUAUCACUCUUCAGUCGUGAGCUGACCAACAGAAAUAAGCUGAGAGAUCUCAAAGAAAAAAGCAAAAAAAUAAAGAGACAGAAGUUUAAAAGUUUUUUGAUCGACAAUUUCAGAAAAAAAAGAGCGAUGAUACCGAACGAUCAUUUGAAAAUAAUUGAGAGGCUUACAUUACCACUCAGUACUACUGCAUCAAACGAUUUGUCUACGACAUUGGAGAAAUUUUCUUCAAGUAUUUACAACUCGGAAAAAACUGAAAAGUGGAAUAAAAAUUUUUUUAAUGAAUCUACUGGAGUUUUAGCUUAUCCGGGUGAUAAAUCAAAAAUUAAAUGCAGUGAAUAUGCUUUAACAAGGACAUUUUCAUCAUCAGCUUCAACAUCAGUACCUUCAGCUUCAAUUUUUCGAUAUAAUUCAAGCGUCAAACGAAACAGAUUAAUGAUCAAUAAUAAAAAUAAUCAAAUUAAAAAUACAUCAAUCGCAUCGAAAAAUUUAAUGAUAAAUAAUAAAAUUACGGUGCAAUUAAACUCAUCAAAUGGGCCGACAACUCCGAAAAAUUCAUUCGCUACGUUGGAGAGUGCAAAACUAUUGGAAAGUAAAAUAAAUAUUUUUCCAGUAGAUUUAUAAUUAGUAAAACGACAAAUUUAAUAUUUAUUUACUUAUGACUGGAAAAUAACUUGGUGUACUUACUAGAUAAAUAAAUAUAUAAUAUACCUUAACAAAAUAAAAGGAAUGGAACAAAGAAAAUGCAUCAAUAGCACUCCAAUAAGUUAUUAAACUUUAAUAAGCCAAUGAACUCAAUUCAUUAGACAAAAAAAGUUUAAACCCGGGAAAUCUUUGGUAACUUUAAUCAUAAAUAAAGUAAAAAACAAGUAGUAAGAAAAAAAAUUUGUUCUCGAGAGACUUGGGGAGUGAAUCUACGGGUAAGCCAAUUAAAUUCAGAAAAUCGGAUGCCUCGUUUAUGCAGGCAUGAGCACGCAGGGUGAUUCUACCCAAAGAUGUUAUUACUUAUUCGUCGCGGUUUAAAUUCUGAGUUUAUUUAGAAAUUCGGGACGAGCAUCUGCGUUUCGGCUUGCGCGCGCCAGCUUUUAUCUUUUAUUCUUAUUAUCAUUAUUAUUAUUGUAUUUUUUUUUUCAGAUUAGCUUAUCCAUUUAUAUUUUUAUUUAAUCUUAACUCUAGACUGGUCACCCGUAUAGCGUGACGCCGUAUAACAACUACUCAACCUAUAGAGACUCGCUAUAGUGCGAGCGAGAAACUAAAAAAAUGGUGACUAGUCUAGGGUUAAAAAUAUAUCCAUAAUGCACGAUUCAAAAAGAAUGUGUUUUUCUCUGGUGAUGUGAAAAACAUAAGCAUACUAUUUUCAAACAGUCCCUAUUAUUGUCAUUAUUAGCAAUGAUACUAUGAAAAAUUUAAUAUCAUAUAAUUUUUUUGCUUAAAAUAAUUAUA
This is a messenger RNA of Cotesia glomerata, 4232 nucleotides long. RefSeq lists its product as uncharacterized. Bases 417 to 3413 code for a protein of 998 amino acids. The record is from RefSeq and is a predicted model, not a curated record. The transcript has 13 exons. Lineage: Eukaryota; Metazoa; Arthropoda; Insecta; Hymenoptera; Braconidae.